CUGGAAGAAGAUUUUCGUCGCUAUACACUGCGCGGAGGUGAUGACAGCACCAGCGGCUAUGCCAUGCAAGGGACAUGGAGGGAUCGAGGGCGUGGCAAUCGCGGUCGCUCCUACUACAACCAAGCGAAGUCACUGCGCCAACGACAAGCGGUACUGAUGAAGGAAGCAAUGAGGAUAUUGCAGCUGAUGCUGAAGUCAAGGAUCCGGAGCAACAGCAGCAAGAGGCUUCCAAAACACCAAGUCUGCCAAAGCGAAGGAAACAGAUUGGUGGGGGGACAAAGGAUUGGGUGAAGGUAAAAGAAUGGGUAAAUCCAACCAUCUACCCUGCGCGUACCAGAAUGGCAACGAGAAAGCUGCUGAGCUCUACAAGUGGAGGAGCCACAACUGAGCAGCAGGAACAGGCUCAAGGCGAAGAUGCAGUGCUGUUCUUGGGUGAUGACCAAGAGAGGUGAAGCUUGGGACACUGGAUCCGAUCUACGUGAAAACUCAGCAACAGCCAGCCGACUUCCUUACCAAGCGGCUAGCUGAAGAGCCACACUGGCGCUGUGUGAGGAUGGCGGGAAUGUCCUUGAACUAGAGACGGCGAAACAAGCCGACAG
Messenger RNA from Closterium sp. NIES-67, 599 nucleotides. The record is from the annotation of a GenBank genome assembly. Lineage: Eukaryota; Viridiplantae; Streptophyta; Zygnematophyceae; Desmidiales; Closteriaceae.